Rhagoletis pomonella (apple maggot) is the source of this 1642-nucleotide messenger RNA. RefSeq names its product angio-associated migratory cell protein-like. The record is from RefSeq and is a predicted model, not a curated record. The transcript is spliced from 3 exons. The coding region runs from base 167 to 1441 and encodes 424 amino acids. Lineage: Eukaryota; Metazoa; Arthropoda; Insecta; Diptera; Tephritidae. Gene Ontology annotation, molecular function: protein binding.
UACACGUGUGACGUUUUUGUUGGGGCGACUAUUUCGUGGGACAUUCAUGAAACUUCUUUUUUGUGUCACAUUCUAUUUAUUAAUUCGAAGAAAAUCGUGAAAGAAUAAGAAAAGUUGGUUUUUGUGCCAUAAAUACACCCUCCGCUAAAAAAAGUAGCCGUUUAAAAUGCGUGAAAAUACACCACCACGUGUAAACGAAAUUGAAGAUGAUGAUGCUGAAGAGAUAAUCUUCGCCAAUGAUGUGCCACCCGAUGACGACGAAUUGGAAAUGGAGGAAAUCACCAUGGAAGAGUUGGAAGCGCGUUAUGGCUAUCUUUCUGAUGUAGAAGAAAACACGGAGGGCAGAUUUUCGCAGUCGCCAGAACGUGAUGACGCCAUACUAACAUUCAUGAAGCAUAAAUCAGCUGUAUUUGGUUGUUCAUUACAUCCUACUCGGCCGCUGGCUGCUACUGGCGGUGAAGAUGAUCGCGCUUAUGUUUGGAAUAUAAACACUUGCGAAGUGAUGCUUGAAAUUGCGGAACAUAAAGACACCGUCACCGAUGUCCAUUUCAGUUACGAUGGCACUUAUCUAGCCACCGGCGACAUGGCUGGCGAAUUAUUUGUACACAAGUUGCAAGAGAGUGAGUCUAGUCCACAGUUAACGCUGCGCAAAGUGUGGGAAUUCUCGAUGGGCGAUAUGACUUGGAUGUGUUGGCAUCGUGCUGCUAAUGUCCUAAUGGCGGGCAGUGAAAAUGGUGAAGUGUAUGUCUGGCGUAUACCCUCAGGCGAUUGUAAGAUACUACCUGGAGAAGGUGUGCGCUGCGGUGUAGCCGAUUUGACCGGUGAUGGAAAGAGGCUCUUUGUUGGCUAUACAAAUGGUGCAGUCAAGCUGUGGGAUCUAAAGAGUUGCACAGUGGUCAUGGAAGUAGAUGCACAAAAUCCAAUGGCGCAGCAAACGGUUGUAUUGUCGGUGGCGUGUGAAAAGGACUCACCGUUUUACGCCGCCGGAGCAGCAGAUGGUAAAAUUGUUUUCUGCACAAAUAGUGGUCCGGUGGGUGCUGUAGAGGCUGAUGGUUCAGUAGAAUAUUUAGCAUUUCCGCCUUCCAAUGACCUUAAAAUAGUUGCCAGUGGUACAUUGCAAGGACAAAUAGCAAUUUGGGAUUAUACAAAGUAUAAUUUGCGCACAUUAUGCGAUCACACCUUUGUAGAAGGUGACAAUUCCAAUAAAUUUCAAGGUGGCAUAACCCGGCUGAAGUGGCUCAGUGAUCAUACGCUCAUGGCAGCUACAAUGGAUGGCAAUGUGAUUGCUUUUGAUGCGCGUUCUGGCGCACGCAAAUUUACCCUCGAGGGACAUAUGGCGGAAAUCUAUGAAAUGUGUUAUAAUCCACAUGAAAACAUCUUGUUGACAGUAUCGGAGGAUCAUCGAGCGAAAAUCUUUAAUAUACCACAGCUGGGCGAUUAAUUGCUUUAUAGGCAAAAAUAAUUCGCAUUGGCUGUUAUGCAGCAGCAGUACGGCGCGCGGAGCAAGAAUAUAGCAUGCGUUUGUUGUAAUAGGUAUGCAUACUUUGACUGUUAAGGACGUAAAUAUGUACAUACAUACAUAAUUAUGUAUACAAAAUGUUAAAAAAAAUUUUAGUUGCAAAUAAGUUUCUUUUUUAUAAUU